Cynocephalus volans (Philippine flying lemur) is the source of this 2660-nucleotide messenger RNA. RefSeq names its product BCL2 like 1 (gene BCL2L1). The transcript has 3 exons. Lineage: Eukaryota; Metazoa; Chordata; Mammalia; Dermoptera; Cynocephalidae. The record is from RefSeq and is a predicted model, not a curated record. Gene Ontology annotation, molecular function: protein homodimerization activity; protein heterodimerization activity. The coding region runs from base 455 to 1156 and encodes 233 amino acids. Gene Ontology annotation, biological process: intrinsic apoptotic signaling pathway in response to DNA damage; negative regulation of intrinsic apoptotic signaling pathway; extrinsic apoptotic signaling pathway in absence of ligand. Gene Ontology annotation, cellular component: mitochondrial outer membrane.
CUCCCAGUAGGCGGCGGAGAGCCAAGGGGCGUGCAAGAGCGAGGGGGCUGGGCUCCCGGGUGGUAGGAGGCCGCCCUCGAUCCGGGCGAUGGAGGAGGAAGCAAGCGAAGGGGCUGGUUCCUGAGCUUCGCAAUUCCUGUGGCCUUCUGGGCUCCCAGCCUGCUGGGUCGUAUGAUCCCUCCGGCUGGAGCUGUUUUUUUUGCCAGCCGCCGCGAGGCCGGCUGAGUUACCGGCAUCCCGGCUGCCACCUCCUCUCCCGACCUAUGAUACAAAAGAUCUUCCGGGGGCUGCACCUGCCUGCUGUCGCCUGAGUCGGAUUUGAAUCUCUUUCUCUCUCCUCAGAACCUUUUCUUGGCUUUGGAUCUUAGAAGAGAAUCACUAAGCAGAGACCAGACUCAGUGAGUGAGCAGGUGUUUUGGACAAUGGACUGGCUGAGCCCAUCCCUAUCAUAAAAAUGUCUCAGAGCAACCGGGAGCUGGUGGUUGACUUUCUCUCCUAUAAGCUUUCCCAGAAAGGAUACAGCUGGAGUCAGUUUAGCGAUGUGGAAGAGAACAGGACUGAGGCCCAAGAAGGGACUGAAUCGGAGGUGGAGACCCCCAGUGCCAUUAAUGGCAACCCAUCCUGGCACCUGGCAGAUAGCCCUGCGGUGAAUGGAGCCACUGGCCACAGCAGCAGCUUGGAUGCCCGGGAGGUGAUCCCCAUGGCAGCAGUGAAGCAAGCGCUGAGGGAGGCAGGCGAUGAGUUUGAACUGCGGUACCGGCGGGCAUUCAGUGACCUGACAUCCCAGCUCCACAUCACCCCAGGGACAGCAUAUCAGAGCUUUGAACAGGUAGUGAAUGAACUCUUCCGGGAUGGGGUAAACUGGGGUCGCAUUGUGGCCUUUUUCUCCUUCGGAGGGGCACUGUGCGUGGAAAGCGUAGACAAGGAGAUGCAGGUAUUGGUGAGUCGGAUCGCAACUUGGAUGGCCACUUACCUGAAUGACCACCUAGAGCCUUGGAUCCAGGAGAACGGCGGCUGGGACACUUUUGUGGAACUCUAUGGGAACAAUGCAGCAGCUGAGAGCCGGAAGGGCCAGGAGCGCUUCAACCGCUGGUUCCUGACAGGCAUGACUGUGGCUGGCGUGGUUCUGCUGGGCUCGCUCUUCAGUCGGAAAUGACCAGACACUGACCACCCACUCACCCUCCCUUCCCCCUGACUGUCCCCACCACAUCCCUCCGUCCAGCCACCUUUGCCACCAGGAGAACCACUACAUGCAGCCCAUGCCCACCCACCCAUCAUGGGGUUGGGCCUAGACCUGGUCCCCUGCAGUUAGUUUUCUAAAAUCUAACACGCUUCUGUGAGAGCUACCUUCCCCCACACCUCAGUUCUCUUAGCCUCGAAAUCCACAAAGUUUCCCCACAAUCUGCCCAAUGGAGGCUGGCAGGUAUGGGGGGGUUGUGGUUAGGGGCAGGACCCUGCCUGAUUGGUGGAACUCCUUAGCCUCCCAUUACCCCUUAGCCUCCCCAAGAAUGCUUUCCUGCUAGAGAGGUGGAAAGUUUUCUGAACUUCUUCCCCAGAAAGAGAUACUAGAUUGCCUUUGUUUUGAUGUUUGUGGCCUCAGAAUUAAUCAUUUCCCAUCCCCCCCGGACCAGGGCUCCCCUUCCUUCCAUCCCCACCCCCAAGAGCCAUUUUGACUAAUUAGGGAUUUAGGCUGCUUGGGAUAAAGAAGCAAGGACCAGGACUCUUCCCUACCUCUGGCCUGGCCAGAGUCCCCACUUGCAGUCCAAAUGUCCUCCAGCAGUCUCUGGCUAGAGGCCAGCCCCACCCAGGAGGGAGGGGGCUAUAGCUGUAGGAAGCACCCCAUGCCAAAGCUAGGGUGGCCCUUGCAGUUUAGCACUACCCUGGUCUCUUCCCCUCCCCUGGCUCCCAUGACCACGACUGAGGGACCAACUGGGCCCAACACAGGUGCCCCUUAGCUGUUGAUGGCCUCAGCUGCCUCACUUCCUGCAAGAUCAGCCUGUGGCAUCUUUGCCUUGGGCUGCUGCCCAUGGGGUCCAGCAUCCAGGGGCCUCGGCCCAGAGGUGAAGGGGAGCUAUCGGGAGCAGCUUUGGGAGCCCUAGGGUCUUCCCUACCUCAGGCAGGAAGGGCAGGAAGGAGAGCCUGGUGCACAGGGUGGGGGUGGGGCUGACUGGAGGGACCAGUCCUGCUGGGCCGGGCAGAUGCCCCACCCCCAUCCAGCCUGGGCAGCUGGGCUGCCAAUGCCAGAGUGGCCUGGCUAGGAACCCUUCAGGCUCUCCUCUGCUCCACCCUUGGCCUGUCUCAUCCUUGGGGGUCCUGGCCUAGCCCUGGCCGCCCUGGGCUCUCUGCUGUACAUAUUCAAGACUAGUUUUUAUUCCUUGUGAAGAUGAUAUACUAUUUUUGUUAAGCGUGUCUGUAUUUAUGUGUGAGGAGCUGCUGGCUUGCUGUGCGCGUGCACGUGGAGAGCUGGUGCCCGGAGAUUGGACAGCCUGAUGCUCCCUCCCCUACCCUGGUCCGGGGAAGCUGGCCGGGGGAUCCUGGCUCCUGAGGGGCACCUGUCCCUCCCCCAACCCUUACCCCACACUUAUUCCAGCUCUUUGAAAUAGUCUGUGUGAAGGUGAAAGUGCAGUUCAGUAAUAAACUGUGUUGACUCAGUGGACAAA